Molecule: messenger RNA, 2219 nt
Organism: Vollenhovia emeryi
Lineage: Eukaryota; Metazoa; Arthropoda; Insecta; Hymenoptera; Formicidae
Exons: 8
Coding region: 83-1657 (524 amino acids)
Biological process (GO): regulation of cytokinesis; positive regulation of cilium assembly; positive regulation of protein localization to cilium
Cellular component (GO): ciliary basal body; centrosome; early endosome
Source: RefSeq, a predicted model, not a curated record
GAGCCAGCGGGCACGCACGCACUCCCCUCGGCGAGAGGAUCGGGCGCCGCGAAUGACGCGGUCGUAGCGGUCGACGCGAAUUAUGGCGGGCCGUAAGAUGAUCGACGACGUGUGCCGUGGGUUGCCGUUGCCGAAACCGCGCCACUUGUGGUCCUCGUCCGACGACGAGGAGGAGGGGGUGCGGGAGAGGACGGCUGCCCUACCGUCGCCGUCGGGGAACGAGGCCGUCGUCCGGUCGGCGGCGUCGUCGCCGUCGUCCGACGAGGGGAAGACGACCCCCGCCCGUUGCCGGGACGCGCAGCCCAGGAACAAUUCGUCGCCGAUGUCGGACCACUUCGGCAGGAGUCGCGCCGACCCCGUCGACCAGCAGCCGACAGGUCCGGACGCGCCGUCGCGUCGCGACAGCAACCACUUCAGUUUCAAGGCCUUCCUGAGGAACGGCACGCAGCAGACGAGCUAUCACAACACCGGGGCGCGGCCCAAGGUCUACUCGUCCGCCGCGUCAAGUCCCGGCGGUAUCCUCGACACGGACAACCCCGGCGGCGGCGUUUACCCCGGCCGAAACCCGACGGAGCUGCCGGACUUUGUGCAGGACCACCUGGUCAUCGAGCAGUGCUACUUGAAUCAAGACAGCAGCCAGCCGGUGCUGCCCGACGUGGACAACCUGCCGGACUUCGCGUUGAACAGUGUGGAGCAGAGGCAGUCACGGCUGCGCGGCGAGACCAAGAAGAAGGACACCGACGCCGCGUGCGACGAUCUACGGUCGUUCGAUCUCACCGGUACGCUGCACAAAGGCCUGCCGCACCGAGAGCACUCCGCGCCGAACGCGAUGCACCCGAAUCACCUGGACCUGCCUACGUUCGAGGACAGGCUCAACGAAACUGCGCCCGCCCUGCCUCGCCCUGAGCACAGAGGAUUUCCAUUCGACUUACCGCUGCUCUUCCCCGACUCGAAUCCCAGUGCGAACGCGAGCACACGAGACGAUCUACAGCCGGCAGGUGAGGCGAGCGUCCAUAAAUCUCUGCCGGACUUUUUAAGCGACGGCCCUAUACACAAUAGAUCUACAGACUCGGAACCUACCGCGGGCAUGACGGAGUCCACGGAGAGAAGGCUCUUGCUCGAGAACGAGAGAUUGCGUCAGCAGCUGGAGGUAUCUCGAAGACAGCUUGGCGAAAAAAUGGAAAGAAUCCGUUCACUGGAGACAGAACUGUUGUCCAAGAAGGAGGUCGAGCACGAAGAAGCUGUGCAUCUGGAAAAAGCGAUGGAGCAGGUCGAAGAUAACUUGAAACGAAGUACAAAGCGAGCAGUUAACGCCGAGAGCACCGUUACGUUGUUGAAGAAGCAAAUCGAGGUCUUGACGACAGAGAUAUCUCUGCUGCGACUGGAAAACAGUGAACUUCGAGCCAACGUCUCGACGGCUGGGCAAGGUGAAACGAACGCUGGUGCUGUUAACACGAAUCGCACGGUCAGAAGGCUCGCGCGUGAUUUAUUUGCGGCCGCAUCGUCGGCUGAAGUGUCCCUCAGACAAUUGAUGUCCGGCGUCGACAAUCUGAGAGUACUCGCAUCGACCCUCGAGAACGUGGACAGGAUAGAGGACUGGACCAAAGACUUUUUACCUGAUUCCGAUGAAGACAAUGCCGCUGGUCCAGCAGUAUAAUAGAAUUUUCUCUCUCUUUCUCUCUCUACAUAUUAUAUAUACAUAUAUAUAUAUUCGUAUUUUCACACUAUCUCCCUUUUUAUCACUUCAUCGUGUACCCCACCCUGUAAUUUCACUGCGCAGCCACUGACGACGAGUUGAUCGAUGCUAAUGCAUUGCUACGCAAUGUAUUGAUACAUUGAACGCAAUGAGAAUCCAUUAUCCAAUCGUUUCUUGUUAUCUACAUUGGUCGCUGAAUUUUUAAUUCCCUUCCCUUCCCCCCCCCCUGCUGGCUCAGAUAAAACGCCCCAACGCAAGAUCGCCUCGAUCUGAAUGUAUAAAUACAUAUUAUUUAUGAAAUGCUCGUUAUAUUUUUGUAUCUGUGACAAUUUGUAAAACUUAUUCGGUCGAAUCUGUGACGACGCGAAGCUGCAGAUACAUUUCCGACUAAUACCGUUAUCGUGACUUUCCUCGAUUAGAAGAAAUAUAUUUUCUUAGUUGUAUAUUGUACACCAGUGAGAAGAUGCAGAUUUGACGAAGGAACGGAAUCUCACGCGAUAUUAUCAGCAAGGCCGACAAGACA